This is a messenger RNA of Penicillium atrosanguineum, 1326 nucleotides long. Its product is annotated as ankyrin repeat domain-containing protein. The transcript is spliced from 3 exons. The record is from RefSeq and is a predicted model, not a curated record. The coding region runs from base 1 to 1326 and encodes 441 amino acids. Gene Ontology annotation, molecular function: protein binding. NCBI's taxonomy places the organism in Eukaryota, Fungi, Ascomycota, Eurotiomycetes, Eurotiales, Aspergillaceae.
AUGGUUCGUCCACACAUUCAAGGUUUUCCCAACGAAAUCCUGUGGCAGGUCGCGGCAAGUCUGAACGGUAUGGAGAUGUUUGCCGUUGCAGGAUCAUGCCAAAAUUUAUACGACAGACUGCAGCCUGCCUUUCUAAAAUAUAAUAUCAAAUACCAAAACAGCAAUCUAUUGCAUUUGGCAGCCGAGACCAAUGAUGUAUCCUUGACAGAGGCUCUGCUUGGCUGUCACGCUAACGUCAAUGCAUUUUUUCGCGGGAAAACUGCGAUUAUGAGAGCUUUGGAACACUCUUCCAUCAAAGUGCUUCUGCUCCUGAUGAAAGCACCCUGGGUAGACAUUAAUCUCCAGAACCAAGCUUGGGAGAGCGCGUUAUGGUAUGCCAUCAAGUAUGGCACAAGCCGGACUGUUCUGAAGAUAGCAGUUGCCUGUCCAGGCAUCAAGUUGGACCUGAGACACAAACGAGGUCGAACGGCGCUCCACCGAGCAGUCUGGGCGGGCAGGAUUGGACUCGUGCAGGUGUUGCUUUCUCAGGGUAGCGAUCCCAAUGCCAAAGAUGACAGCGGCUACUCACUAUGGGACUGGGCAUGCCAUAACGACAAGCCUUUUAUGAAGAGGAUUUUCUCCACGACGCCCAAUUCUGGGUGCCUAUUCGACAUAGAUCCCGUAUAUCACGACCAGCGACCCCUUCAUCAAGCCGUGGCCCAUGGAUCGACAGAUGCUGUACGGCAGCUGCUGGGAAAGAAUGAUGUCGAUCUGAGAGCUCACGAUCGAAAUGGCAACACGCCGCUCCAUCUUGCGGUUCGGACCCGAAGCCGGGAAGUAGUGGCUUUGCUGCUGGAUCACCCGCGGGUCAGAAUCAAUUGCAGAGACAAGCAUGGAAACACGCCUCUCUGGUUGGCUACACAAAUAUCUACACACCUGUCAUUUGACGCCGUCGCCGAGAGACUUUUAGAGGAGAGAGGUGUUGAUAUCAAUUUCCGUCUCCUGGCUGUACCGGGGAUCGAACUCGGUCUCUUCGCCGCAGGCCAGUCGCCCUUUGGUCUCGCGUGUGCGCACGGACGUGUCGAGGCGAUGAAGGUGCUGCUGAACACGGGCCGCGUAGAUAUCAACACCAGCGAAUUUGGAGAUCCACCGAUUUUUCAGGCAGUGGAAAGGGGCCAGCUAGAAGCGGUGCGUCUCUUAGUGCAGCAGGGCGGGCGUCUGCAGAUCAAUCGGAAAACCAUGAUGGCUCACGACACUGCGCUCUGCAUCGCCGCGCGGGAUGGGAGUUCGGAGAUAGCCCGGGCUCUGCUACGCCAUGACCAGAUCGAUCCGAAUCUUGAGAACUAG